This is a messenger RNA of Cariama cristata (Red-legged seriema), 1521 nucleotides long. RefSeq names its product WD repeat domain 12 (gene WDR12). The transcript is spliced from 11 exons. Gene Ontology annotation, cellular component: preribosome, large subunit precursor; PeBoW complex. The record is from RefSeq and is a predicted model, not a curated record. Bases 48 to 1130 code for a protein of 360 amino acids. Gene Ontology annotation, molecular function: protein binding. Gene Ontology annotation, biological process: maturation of LSU-rRNA from tricistronic rRNA transcript (SSU-rRNA, 5.8S rRNA, LSU-rRNA); maturation of 5.8S rRNA from tricistronic rRNA transcript (SSU-rRNA, 5.8S rRNA, LSU-rRNA). NCBI's taxonomy places the organism in Eukaryota, Metazoa, Chordata, Aves, Cariamiformes, Cariamidae.
ACAAAUAUGUGGAAUUUGACUUCCUUAUCAAUGGCCAGUUUUUGCGUAUGCCACUGGUCACGCACAUGGAAAUGGAAAAUAUCUCCACGGAAGAAGUGGUGGAAAUAGAGUAUGUGGAGAAAUAUAUGGCCCCUCAGCCAGAGGAAUGCAUCUUCCAUGACGACUGGAUCAGUUCUGUUCAAGCCACUGAAGAAUGGAUAUUAACUGGCUGCUAUGAUCAGACUGCUCGAAUCUGGUCUUUGGAAGGAAAAUCCAUCAUGACAAUAGCUGGGCAUACAGAAGUAGUAAAGGAUGUGGCAUGGGUGAAGCAAGAUAGUUUAUCAUGCCUGUUACUCAGUGCUUCUAUGGACCAAACUGUCCUGUUAUGGGAGUGGAAUGUGGAAAAAAACAAAGUGAAAGCCCUUCACUGCUGCAGGGGACACGCCGGGAGUGUAGACUCCAUAGCUGUUGAUUGCACGAGAACUAAAUUCUGCAGUGGAUCUUGGGAUAAGAUGUUAAAGAUCUGGUCUGCAGUACCUACAGAUGAAGAGGAUGAAAUGGAAGAAGCAGCUAACAGACCACGGAAGAAGCAGAAAACUGAACAGUUGGGACUAACAAGGACUCCCCUGGCAACCCUGUCUGGCCACACAGAAGCUGUCUCCUCUGUGCUGUGGUCAGACACUGAAGAAAUUUGCAGUGCAUCAUGGGACCACACCGUUAAACUCUGGGAUGCUGAGACUGGAGAUCUCAAAUCAACUUUGACAGGAAACAAAGUGUUUAAUUCUGUCUCCUACUCGCCACUAUGUCGACGCCUCGCAUCUGGGAGCACUGACAGACAUAUUAGGCUAUGGGAUCCUCGCAGCAAAGAUGGCUCCUUGGUUCUCCUGUCUCUAACAUCUCACACAGGUUGGGUGACAUCUGUGAAGUGGUCACCUACCCAUGAGCAUCAGCUGAUCUCUGGUUCUCUGGACAACAUUGUGAAGCUCUGGGACACAAGGAGUUGCAAAGCUCCUCUGUACGACUUGGCUGCUCAUGAGGACAAGGUUUUGUGUGUGGACUGGACAGAAGCAGGGUUGCUAUUGAGUGGAGGUGCAGACAACAAACUGUAUUGCUACAGAUACCCAGCUACAGCCUCUGAUGUUGGAGCAUGAAGGUCAACAGCCAGAAGACUUUUUUUAAAACAAAAAAGAAAAUAAUUUUUGCAGCAGUCAGUCUUUCUUAGCAUCCCUACACAACCAACAUCCAAAGAAAGGAGUUCUUUGUUGCUCAGAGAGGUGAUGUUCCUGGUUUUUGUAUUGGUAACCUAUAUCCAUAUUUGUCACAGAAAAAUGGCAACAAGCAGUUACGAGUGUGAUCAGCAAAGGGCAUUUCCUCCCUUUUUGCUGGCUUUGAAUUAACAUCUUUUAAGUGACUAUUUGUAUAGCCCUUUUAAUAAGGAGUAAACUGUUGCUGAUACUUACAGAAAAAUUACUCACUGGACUAAAUUAUUUUUUGAGUUUACCUGCUUUCCCUUGAAAAAAAAAAAUAAAGCUUUUAUCUACA